AUGUGCGAUCAUUAUAACUAUUCCCCUUUUGCUAAAGGGGGCGGGAGUUCGUUACAAGGAAAAUUUACCGCAGAGGUCGUUGAUGAGAAAACGGUAGUGGUAAUUUUAGAUGCAGGCUUUGUUAUAGGAGCAGCAGUGGUGGUUGGAGGAACUGAAGGUCCAGAGGUGGUUGGAGGGAAUGAAGGUCCAGAGGUAGUUGGAGGGAAUGAAGGUCCAGAGGUGGUUGGAGGGAAUGAAGGUCCAGAGGUGGUUGGAGGGAAUGAAGGUCCAGAGGUGGUUGGAGGGAAUGACGGUCCAGAGGUGGUUGGAGGAACUGAAGGUCCAGAGGUGGUUGGAGGAACUGAAGGUCCAGAGGUGGUUGGAGGGAAUGAAGGUCCAGAGGUGGUUGGAGGAACUGAAGGUCCAGAAGUAGUUGGAGGAACUGAAGGUCCAGAUGUGGUUGGAGGAGCUGAAGGUCCAGAUGUGGUUGGAGGAACUGAAGGUCCAGAUGUGGUUGGAGGAACUGGAGGUCCAGAUGUGGUUGGAGGAACUGUAGGUCCAGAUGUGGUUGGAGGAACUGAAGGUCCAGAUGUGGUUGGAGGAACUGAAGGUCCAGAUGUGGUUGGAGGAACUGAAGGUCCAGAUGUGGUUGGAGGAACUGAAGGUCCAGAUGUGGUUGGAGGAACUGAAGGCCCAGAUGUAGUUGGAGGAACUGAAGGUCCAGAUGUGGUUGGAGGAACUGUAGGUCCAGAUGUGGUUGGAGGAACUGAAGGUCCAGAUGUGGUUGGAGGAACUGAAGGUCCAGAUGUGGUUGGAGGAACAGAAGGUCCAGAAGUGGUUGGAGGAACAGAAGGUCCAGAAGUGGUUGGCGGAACUGAUGGUCCAGACGUGGUUGGAGGAACUGAAGGUCCAGAGGUGGUUGGAGGAACUGACGGUCCAGAUGUGGUUGGAGGAACUGAAGGUCCAGAAGUUGUCGGAGGAACUGAAGGUCCAGAUGUAGUUGGGACAGAGGUGGUAGGUCCAGAUGUGACUGGUCCUGAUGUAGUGGGCCCGGGUGUAGGUCCAGAUGUAGGUCCGGGUGUAGGUCCAGAUGUAGGUCCGGGUGUAGGUCCAGAUGUGGUUGGUCCAGAUGUAGGUCCGGGCGUAGGUGCAGAUGUGGGUCCUGAUGUGACUGGUCCUGAUGUAGUGGGUCCUGAUGUGGUUGGUCCAGAUGUAGGUCCGGGCGUAGGUCGAGAUGUGACUGGUCCUGAUGUAGUGGGUCUUGAUGUGGUUGGUCCAGAUGUAGGUCCGGGUGUAGGUCCAGAUGUAGGUCCGGGUGUUGGUCCAGAUGUGGUUGGUCCAGAUGUAGGUCCGGGCGUAGGUCCAGAUGUGACUGGUCCUGAUGUAGUAGGUCCUGAUGUGGUUGGUCCAGAUGUAGGUCCGGGUGUAGGUCCAGAUGUGGGUCCUGAUGUGACUGGUCCUGAUGUAGUGGGUCCUGAUGUGGUUGGUCCAGAUGUAGAUCCGGGUGUAGGUCCGGGUGUGGUUGGUCCAGAUGUAGGUCCGGGCGUAGGUCCAGAUGUGGUUCCUGAUGUGACUGGUCCUGAUGUAGUGGGCCCUGAUGUGGUUGGUCCAGAUGUAGGUCCGGGCGUAGGUCCAGAUGUGGGUCCUGAUGUGACUGGUCCUGAUGUAGUGGGUCCUGAUGUGGUUGGUCCAGAUGUAGGUCCGGGUGUAGGUCCAGAUGUAGGUCCGGGUGUAGGUCCAGAUGUAGGUCCGGGUGUAGGUCCAGAUGUAGGUCCGGGUGUAGGUCCAGAUGUAGGUCCGGGUGUAGGUCCAGAUGUAGGUCCGGGUGUAGGUCCAGAUGUGGGUCCUGAUGUGACUGGUCCGGAUGUAGUGGGUCCUGAUGUGGUUGGUCCAGAUGUAGGUCCGGGUGUAGGUCCAGAUGUGGGUCCUGAUGUAGUGGGUCCUGAUGAGGUUGGUCCUGAUGUAGGUCCGGGCGUAGGUCCAGAUGUAGGUCCGGGUGUUGGUCCAGAUGUAGGUCCGGGCGUAGGUCCAGAUGUGACUGGUCCUGAUGUAGUAGGUCCUGAUGUGGUUGGUCCAGAUGUAGGUCCGGGUGUAGGUCCAGAUGUGGGUCCUGAUGUGACUGGUCCUGAUGUAGUGGGUCCUGAUGUGGUUGGUCCAGAUGUAGAUCCGGGUGUAGGUCCGGGUGUGGUUGGUCCAGAUGUAGGCCCGGGCGUAGGUCCAGAUGUGGGUCCUGAUGUGACUGGUCCUGAUGUAGUGGGUCCUGAUGUGGUUGGUCCAGAUGUAGGUCCGGGCGUAGGUCCAGAUGUGGGUCCUGAUGUGACUGGUCCUGAUGUGGUUGGUCCAGACGUAGGUCCGGGCGUAGGUCCAGAUGUGGGUCCUGAUGUGACUGGUCCUGAUGUAGUGGGUCCUGAUGUGGUUGGUCCAGAUGUAGGUCCGGGCGUAGGUCCAUAUGUGGGUCCUGAUGUGGUUGGUCCAGAUGUAGGUCCGGGUGUAGGUCCAGAUGUAGGUCCAGAUGUAGGUCCGGGUGUAGGUCCAGAUGUGGGUCCUGAUGUGACUGGUCCCGAUGUAGUGGGUCCUGAUGUGGUUGGUCCAGACGUAGGUCCUGAUGUAGGUCCGGGUGUAGGUCCAGAUGUAGGUCCAGAUGUAGGUCCAGAUGUAGGUCCAGAUGUAGGUCCGGGUGUAGGUCCAGAUGUGGGUCCUGAUGUGACUGGUCCCGAUGUAGUGGGUCCUGAUGUGGUUGGUCCAGACGUAGGUCCUGAUGUAGGUCCGGGUGUAGGUCCAGAUGUAGGUCCAGAUGUAGGUCCGGGUGUAGGUCCAGAUGUAGGUCCGGGUGUAGGUCCAGAUGUAGGUCCAGAUGUAGGUUCGGGUGUAGGUCCAGAUGUAGGUCCGGGUGUAGGUCCAGAUGUGGGUCCAGAUGUAGGUCCGGGUGUAGGUCCAGAUGUAGGUCCGGGUGUAGGUCCAGAUGUGGGUCCAGAUGUAGGUCCGGGUGUAGGUCCAGAUGUGGUUGGUCCAGAUGUGGGUCCGGGUGUAGGUCCAGAUGUGGGUCCUGAUGUGACUGGUCCUGAUGUGGUUGGUCCAGACGUAGGUCCGGGCGUAGGUCCAGAUGUGGGUCCUGAUGUGACUGGUCCUGAUGUAGUGGGUCCUGAUGUGGUUGGUCCAGAUGUAGGUCCGGGCGUAGGUCCAGAUGUGGGUCCUGAUGUGGUUGGUCCAGAUGUAGGUCCGGGUGUAGGUCCAGAUGUGGGUCCAGAUGUAGGUCCGGGUGUAGGUCCAGAUGUAGGUCCAGAUGUAGGUCCGGGUGUAGGUCCAGAUGUGGGUCCUGAUGUGACUGGUCCCGAUGUAGUGGGUCCUGAUGUGGUUGGUCCAGACGUAGGUCCGGGUGUAGGUCCUGAUGUAGGUCCGGGUGUAGGUCCAGAUGUAGGUCCGGGUGUAGGUCCAGAUGUAGGUCCGGGUGUAGGUCCAGAUGUAGGUCCGGGUGUAGGUCCAGAUGUAGGUCCGGGUGUAGGUCCAGAUGUGGGUCCAGAUGUAGGUCCGGGUGUAGGUCCAGAUGUAGGUCCGGGUGUAGGUCCAGAUGUGGGUCCAGAUGUAGGUCCGGGUGUAGGUCCAGAUGUGGUUGGUCCAGAUGUGGGUCCUGAUGUGACUGGUCCGGAUGUAGUGGGACCUGAUGUGGUUGGUCCAGAUGUAGGUCCGGGUGUAGGUCCAGAUGUGGUUGGUCCAGAUGUAGGUCCGGGUGUAGGUCCAGAUGUGGGUCCUGAUGUGACUGGUCCGGAUGUAGUGGGUCCUGAUGUGGUUGGUCCAGAUGUAGGUCCGGGUGUAGGUCCAGAUGUGGGUCCUGAUGUGACUGGUCCUGAUGUGGUUGGUCCAGAUGUAGGUCCGGGUGUAGGUCCAGAUGUGGGUCCUGAUGUGACUGGUCCUGAUGUAGUGGGUCCUGAUGUGGUUGGUCCAGAUGUAGGUCCGGUUGUAGGUCCAGAUGUGGGUCCAGAUGUAGGUCCGGGUGUAGGUCUAGAUGUGGUUGGUCCAGAUGUAGGUCCGGGUGUAGGUCCAGAUGUGGGUCCUGAUGUGACUGGUCCUGAUGUAGUGGGUCCUGAUGUGGUUGGUCCAGAUGUCGGUCCGGGUGUAGGUCCAGAUGUAGGUCCGGGUGUAGGUCCAGAUGUGGUUGGUCCAGAUGUAGGUCCGGGUGUAGGUCCAGAUGUGACUGGUCCUGAUGUAGUUGGUCCUGAUGUGGUUGGUCCAGAUGUAGGUCCGGGUGUAGGUCCAGAUGUAGGUCCGGGUGUAGGUCCAGAUGUGGUCGCUCCAGAUGUAGGUCCGGGUGUAGGUCCAGAUGUGGGUCCUGAUGUGACUGGUCCGGAUGUAGUGGGUCCUGAUGUGGUUGGUCCAGAUGUAGGUCCAGAUGUGACUGGUCCUGAUGUAGUGGGUCCUGAUGUGGUUGGAGCAGAUGUAGGUCCAGGCGUAGGUCCUGAUGUGACUGGUCCUGAUGUAGUGGGUCCUGAUGUGGUUGGUCCAGAUGUAGGUCCGGGUGUAGGUCCAGAUGUGGUUGGUCCAGAUGUAGGUCCGGGCGUAGGUCCAGAUGUGACUGGUCCUGAUGUAGUGGUUCCUGAUGUGGUUGGUCCAGAUGUAGGUCCAGAUGUGACUGGUCCUGAUGUGGUUGGUCCAGAUGUACGUCCGGGUGUAGGUCCUGGUGUAGGUCCAGAUGUGGUUGGUCCAGAUGUAGGUCCGGGCGUAGGUCCAGAUGUGGGUCCUGAUGUGACUGGUCUUGAUGUAGUGGGUCCUGAUGUGGUUGGUCCAGAUGUAGGUCCGGGCGUAGGUCCAGAUGUGGGUCCUGAUGUGACUGGUCCUGAUGUAGUGGGUCCUGAUGUGGUUGGUCCAGAUGUAGGUCCAGAUGUAGGUCCGGGUGUAGGUCCAGAUGUAGGUCCGGGUGUAGGUCCAGAUGUAGGUCCGGGUGUAGGUCCAGAUGUGGGUCCAGAUGUAGGUCCGGGUGUAGGUCCAGAUGUGGGUCCUGAUGUGACUGGUCCUGAAGUAGUGGGUCCUGAUGUGGUUGGUCCAGAUGUAGGUCCGGGCGUAGGUCCAGAUGUGGGUCCUGAUGUGACUGGUCCUGAUGUGGUUGGUCCAGAUGUAGGUCCGGGUGUAGGUCCAGAUGUAGGUCCGGGUGUAGGUCCAGAUGUGGGUCCAGAUGUAGGUCCGGGUGUAGGUCCAGAUGUGGGUCCUGAUGUGACUGGUCCUGAAGUAGUGGGUCCUGAUGUGGUUGGUCCAGAUGUAGGUCCGGGCGUAGGUCCAGAUGUGGGUCCUGAUGUGACUGGUCCUGAUGUGGUUGGUCCAGAUGUAGGUCCAGAUGUAGGUCCGGGUGUAGGUCCAGAUGUGGGUCCAGAUGUAGGUCCGGGUGUAGGUCCAGAUGUGGUUGGUCCAGAUGUAGGUCCGGGUGUAGGUCCAGAUGUGGGUCCUGACGUGACUGGUCCCGAUGUAGUGGGUCCUGAUGUGGUUGGUCCAGACGUAGGUCCGGGUGUAGGUCCAGAUGUGGGUCCUGAUGUGACUGGUCCUGAUGUAGUUGGUCCUGAUGUGGUUGGUCCAGAUGUAGGUCCGGGUGUAGGUCCAGAUGUAGGUCCAGAUGUAGGUCCGGGUCUAGGUCCAGAUGUGGUUGGUUCAGAUGUAGGUCCGGGUGUAGGUCCAGAUGUGGGUCCUGAUGUAGUGGGUCCUGAUGUAGUGGGUCCUGAUGUGGUUGGUCCAGAUGUAGGUCCGGGUGUAGGUCCAGAUGUAGGUCCGGGUGUAGGUCCAGAUGUAGGUCCGGGUGUAGGUCCAGAUGUGGGUCCAGAUGUAGGUCCGGGUGUAGGUCCAGAUGUGGGUCCUGAUGUGACUGGUCCUGAAGUAGUGGGUCCUGAUGUGGUUGGUCCAGAUGUAGGUCCGGGCGUAGGUCCAGAUGUGGGUCCUGAUGUGACUGGUCCUGAUGUGGUUGGUCCAGAUGUAGGUCCGGGUGUAGGUCCAGAUGUAGGUCCGGGUGUAGGUCCAGAUGUGGGUCCAGAUGUAGGUCCGGGUGUAGGUCCAGAUGUG
Messenger RNA from Symsagittifera roscoffensis, 6018 nucleotides. RefSeq names its product collagen alpha-5(IV) chain-like. The transcript has 3 exons. The record is from RefSeq and is a predicted model, not a curated record. Lineage: Eukaryota; Metazoa; Xenacoelomorpha; Acoela; Convolutidae. The annotation marks the transcript as partial.